CCCACACCUCCCAGUCUCGGGCUCCCAGACAUACCUUCUCUUCCCCUUGGCAUUCCCGCUCCCAUUCCCUUCCUACCUCCUCUCUUGAUCUUCAUCCUAGCCAAUCCCCACCAGAAGAAAGACAGAGCAAAAGAUAGAGAGUAGAAGAAAGAACAGAAAUCAAAAUGGACCCCUCACUCGUCAAAAUCCCGCCUAUGAAGAACCUCACGGUCGACAACAUCACCGACAACGUCAUCCAGAUUAACUCGCUCUGCUCGGAUCCACGCCUGAAAUACAUUCUCGAGAGACUGGUAUCCCACCUGCAUGACUUCGCGCGCGAGACGCGACUAAGCACAGACGAAUGGAUGACCGGGCUGCGGUUCCUGACGGAGGUCGGGAAGAUUUGUACGGAUGUUAGACAGGAAUACAUCCUCCUCUCCGACAUCCUGGGCCUCUCGAUCCUCGUCGACUCAAUCGACCACCCCAAACCGGCAGGCAGCACCGAAGGCACCGUACUGGGCCCAUUCCACACACACGAAGCCGAAGAAAUGCGCGCCGGCGACUCCAUGUCCCACGACCCAGCCGGCGAACCGCUCCUUGUCGUCUGCACCCUCAAAGACACCCACGGCAACCCCAUCGAGAACGUGAAGAUCGAUAUCUGGGAGACGGAUUCCACGGGCCACUACGACGUGCAGUAUGCGGGGCGCGACGGGCCCGAUGGCCGGUGCAUCAUGCGCAGUGGCAAGGACGGCGUGUUUUGGUUCAGGGCUAUUACCCCCGUUCCGUAUCCAAUUCCCCAUGAUGGACCCGUUGGCAAGUUGUUGAAGUUGCUGGGGAGACAUCCCUAUAGGCCAAGUCAUAUGCAUUUUAUGUUUGAGAAGGAAGGGUUUGAUCAUUUGAUUACUGCCCUCUACCUCCGCAACGAUCCCUACGAGACCUCCGACGCCGUCUUCGGUGUCAAAGACUCCUUGGUCGUCGAUAUCGGCAAGGCCGGCCCCGAGUACGCCGCCAAGUACGGCGUGUCUGAGGACCACCCCCUCCUCACGUACGACUUCGUGCUCGUGUCCGACGAGGAGACUAGCGAGCUUCGCGCGCGCAACUCCAAGGAGGCGCUGGAUAAGCUGGGCCGGAAGGUGAAGAUCGUGAACGGGUUGCCGGUGCCGGAUUUGGAUUGAUCUACUUAUAUCGGAGAGUUAUUCGAGUACCUACCUAGAGAGUCAUCCGGAUAAGGGAGGGAAUGAGUGAGUGUUUGUAAUUACUACUACUAUCCUUUGUGCUGUAUAUACAUCAAGUCAUGCG
Molecule: messenger RNA, 1278 nt
Organism: Aspergillus heteromorphus CBS 117.55
Lineage: Eukaryota; Fungi; Ascomycota; Eurotiomycetes; Eurotiales; Aspergillaceae
Product: intradiol ring-cleavage dioxygenase
Exons: 3
Coding region: 165-1154 (329 amino acids)
Biological process (GO): catechol-containing compound metabolic process
Molecular function (GO): catechol 1,2-dioxygenase activity; ferric iron binding
Source: RefSeq, a predicted model, not a curated record